CCUGGAGAGCUGGACGACGUGAACAUCGACUGGGACAGACUCUUCGGAUAUAUGCCAUGGAUCAAGAGGCUGGACUUGACCAAGGUGCCGCUGUUGAGCCGCCAUUUGCCACGGAUUCUCGUGGCUGCGUCCAAUAGAUGCCGACAUAUGGAGUAUUUGAUCCUUCCAGGCAAGAGCGACUACGACUCCACGGUGAAAGGUCCUGAGAUCGAGAAUGUCAUGACAACGUUGGUUAAAGCUCUGGAGACGUGGUAUGUGAACGGCACUUGUAGAGGUUUGAAGCAGCUCACGGUACCGGCCCGAACUGAAGAAGAUCACUUCCGUGCUAGUGCUCAGUACAUUCAAGCCGUGGUGCAAUUCUGCCCGAACAUCGAGUACCUCGAUGGGUAUAAGAAGUGUCUGUUCUACGGAUCUACAUACUGUGACGAAAGUUGGCUGCUCACCUUUGAGGCGUGGGAGGCCUUCAACGCCUCUUGUACAGCUCUGCGGGAGUUUAACUGGUGUGUUGUGCCAUUCGCGGAUCGGUAUUUCGAAAUCUUCGGAAACCACGUCAAACCGAAGCUGAAAUCGCUGUCGCUUUCGGCGAACGCGAGCUUCCACUACUUCUACUUCUUCGACAACUACCCCGGAGUAGCCGGUUUCCCGGAGCCCGAUUUCCUUGACGAACGAACGGGCUAUGGUUGUCGAGCUACGGACGCCAGUACCGUGCUAAGAGCAUGUCCAUCCCUGACCGAGUUGCACAUCGAGAUCGAUUUCUGCAUCAACAAUGAGAGACCAGACCCAUACGUUAACACGGACGUGUAUGGAGACGCGUUUUGGGAAGCUGCAGCAACGCACUGCUCAUUGCUAGAAACAAUCAUGGUGUCGGACGUGGCAGGGCGUGAGUAUGUCAAAGUUCGGCCCUUCGAGACGCAGACGGACCGCACACUCCUGAUCCUGGCAGGACUAAAGCGAUUGUCAAAGUGCCACCUACCUCCAGCUCGGUUGACUGGCAGUGGCAUCUUCGCCUAUCUGCGCCGUGUAUCCGAGAUGGAAGGAUUGGUCGGCCAGGAACGCCACCUCACCAUUGCAAUUGGAGGUCGACAGCGCGAAAAGGUCGCGAGCUUCUACAAAGUGAUCGUGAACCUACUGAAACUCCUCUCGGAGACGAGAGAGGAAGAUCUGGACGCGGCACUUUGCCGAACGAAGACGAAGCUGCAUAUUGAAAAUCCGUACUACCGGAAGGCCGACAGCAGUUGGUGUGAGGAGUACAUGCGCGACAAGUUG
Molecule: messenger RNA, 1266 nt
Organism: Phytophthora sojae
Lineage: Eukaryota; Oomycota; Peronosporomycetes; Peronosporales; Peronosporaceae
Exons: 1
Source: RefSeq, a predicted model, not a curated record